UGGACGUCCUUAAUGCAGAGAACCAUCCCGAUAGACGGGCUCUCGUUUUUGGAACACAGCGGCCACUUUUGUCGACUUUUCAGUCGCAGUUUUAAAUAUUCCGUAACGUGGCAAUUUCCCCGAGGGGGGAUACCUUCCAAGACUUACGGCCCACGAUGGCGUGGGUGAACGAUAUGGAAACUUUCCGCGGUCAGACGGCGCUCAUCAUGGAGGUAGCGGUGGAAUCGGCCGUGUGUGUCCUCCAGCAGAGCCUGGGAGGGAGACCGCAGGCUGCCGGGGGCGAAGAUCUGAAGCCUCAGCUGACAGCCAUCUUGAACAUGAUGGCGAGGGAAGCGGUGCGUAAAAUCUGCAGCAUCUUCAGCGAGCUGUGCGGGAGCUUGGCGAAGGAGAAUGACACCUUGAAGGGCAAAGUGGAACAACUGGAGGCUGAGCGCAGCUCAAAGGACAAACAAACAUCUGGAGCUAAGAAAACAAAGAAUGGAGCCGCCGUCUCAGUAGACUUGAAACGACCCGCUGCAGACCCCAUGACGCUCGCCAUGGCCAUCCUCAAAAAAGCCAAAGAAUCUUGCAGCAAAGCGAGCAGCAGUCUUCCGUUGCCUGUGGUCAUCAUCAAGUCGCCCGUUCACGGGGCAUUCAGAGUCCAGCCUGGUCCCGUCUCCUCCAUGCAAACGCAGCAUCAGUCCGCAAACAACCCUCAAUCCAACCUGCUUUCAGAAGUCAUCCAGUCCUGCAGCGUGACAUCACUUCCUGAUGAUCAGCGGGCGUGUGAGGCAGCCAAAGAAGAAAAAUCCUUUGAAGUAGAGGCAGAGAAGGGAGUAGAACCAGUCCAAGUGAAAAUUGAAGAGCGGAUGGUGGCUCACACUUAUCAAGCUGCUGCCGGUGAAGAGGACCAGAAGGAGCAUGAGAGAAAGAGAAGGAGGGAGCUGUAUAAGCAGAAGAGGUUCUUCUGUGAGCGCUGCAACAAAGGCUUCCACCAGAAGCACCAGCUGAGGAAACACGUGUCUCGUCACGUCAAGCCCUUCCCCUGCACGCUGUGCGACAAAGGCUUCUACGAGGCCAAAACCCUGCAGAAGCACCUGCUGGGCCACCAGCUGAAGGACGCCCAGGAGCGCGACCCCGACAAGAUGAUCGCCUGCGAUCAGUGCAACAGAAAGUUUAGGCUGGCACGGCAGCUGCGGGUCCACCAGGCCACCCACCGCCUGGAGAAGACGCCCUUGCGGUGCGGCACCUGCGAGCGCACCUUCACCUCCUUGGCCGUACUGCGCUACCACGAGGUGUCUCACACCGAGAUCAAGCCCUACAUUUGCGACGUCUGCGGGAAAGGCUUCCUCAGGAAGAAGAACCUCCGUGAGCACCAGACCGUCCACACGGGGGCGCGGCCCUACCCCUGUCCGACCUGCGGCAAGAGGUUCUCCACCUCCGGCAACCUCCGAGUCCACAAAAGGUCGCACUCGGAGGACCGGCCCUUCAAGUGCACCGAGUGCGACAAGGCCUUCAAGAGUCGCAUGGGCCUGCUGCAGCACCGCGUGGUCCACUCGGGGGAAAAACCCUUCAUGUGUCAGACAUGCGGGAUGAGAUUCGGCCUCAAGUACAACUUCCAGAGGCACCUGCGCCUCCACAACGGAGAAAAACCCUGCAGGUGCGAGAAAUGUGGCGAAGGCUUCUCGGGGACGUGGGCCCUGAAGACCCACAUGCUGGUCCACGGCAUGGAGAAGCCCUUCAUGUGCGACUUCUGCGGGAAGACCUUCUUCUACAACUGUCAGCUGCAGAAGCACCAGCUGCUGGUCCACAAGAACAAGGACGGCGUGAAGGUCGGGGGCGUGGCCAGGCGGCGGCGGCCGUCGGGCAUGAAAGCGUUCAGCUGCAAGACGUGCAUGAAGAGCUUCAGCAGCAGCAGCACCCUGCGCACGCACGAGAAGAGCCACGCCGACAACAAGGAGUUUGUGUGCGAGACGUGCGGCAAGUCCUUCCACUUGCGCCACCUCUACGUCUACCACAUGAGGCAGCACAGCGGCGACCGGCCGCACGUCUGCGACGUCUGCCAGAAAGGCUUCAUGCUGGCGUCGCAGCUGAGGCAGCACGAGCGCCUGCACACGGGCGCCAAGCCGCACAAGUGCCAGGAGUGCGGCAAGGCCUUCAGGACGUCGCAGAACUACCACCGCCACCUGCUGGUGCACACGGGGGAGAAGCCCUACGAGUGCGUCAUGUGCAGCAGGAAGUUCAGACAGUCCAACCAGCUCAAGUCGCACAUGCAGAUCCACACCGGCGUCAAGCUCUACCCGUGCCAGAGCUGUGGGCGGGGCUUCUCGGACUCCAGGCAGCUCAAAAAGCACAACUGUGGCGACUUGCAGCCAAACUCGCUCGAGUCCGGAAGCAAGCGUAAGAAACAAAGGACUGUUUUUCCGUGGAGCGAGGGCUUUGUGAAUGAGUGAUCUGUCAUCCUAAAAUUUCUGUGGGGGGGAUGACGUCACAGAUCCCUUCAGCCAAUCACGGUCUUGUACAAGAAGAUGAUCAUGUGGCAAGAAAUGAACCACACAAUCUACAAACCCCGUUUCCAUAUGAGUUGGGAAAUUGUGUUGGAUGUAAAUAUAAAUGGAAUACAAUGAUUUGCAAAUCCUUUUCAACCCAUAUUCAAAUGAAUUGCCUACAAAGACAAGAUAUUUGAUGUUUAAACUCAUAAACUUUAUUUUUUUUUUGCAAAUAAUAAUUAACUUAGAAUUUUAUGGCUGCUACAUGUGCCAAAGUAGUUUGGAAAGGGCAUGUUCACCACUGUGUUACAUGGCCUUUCCUUUUAACAACACUCAGUAAACGUUUGGGAACUGAGGAGACACAUUUUUGAAGCUUCUCAGGUGGAAUUCUUUCCCAUUCUUGCUUGAUGUACAGCUUAAGUUGUUCAACAGUCCGGGGGUCUCCGUUGUGGUAUUUUAGGCUUCAUAAUGCGCCACACAUUUUCAAUGGGAGACAGGUCUGGACUACAGGCAGGCCAGUCUAGUACCCGCACUCUUUUACUAUGAAGCCACGUUGAUGUAACACGUGGCUUGGCAUUGUCUUGCUGAAAUAAGCAGGGGCGUCCAUGGUAACGUUGCUUAGAUGGCAACAUAUGUUGCUCCAAAACCUGUAUGUACCUUUCAGCAUUAAUGGCGCCUUCACAGAUGUGUAAGUUACCCAUGUCUUGGGCACUAAUACACCCCCAUACCAUCACAGAUGCUGGCUUUUCAACUUUGCACCUAUAACAAUCCGGAUGGUUCUUUUCCUCUUUGGGCCGGAGGACACAACGUCCCCAGUUUCCAAAAACAAUUUGAAAUGUGGACUCGUCAGACCACAGAACCUUUUUCCACUUUGUAUCAGUCCAUCUUAGAUGAGCUCAGGCCCAGCGAAGCCGACAGCGUUUCUGGGUGUUGUUGAUAAACGGUUUUCGCCUUGCAUAGGAGAGUUUUAACUUGCACUUACAGAUGUAGCGACCAACUGUAGUUACUGACAGUGGGUUUCUGAAGUGUUCCUGAGCCCAUGUGGUGAUAUCCUUUACAUACUGAUGUCGCUUGUUGAUGCAGUACAGCCUGAGGGAUCGAAGGUCACGGGCUUAACUGCUUACGUGCAGUGAUUUCUCCAGAUUCUCUGAACCCUUUGAUGAUAUUACGGAGCGUAGAUGGUGAAAUCCCUAAAUUCCUUGCAAUAGCUGGUUGAGAGGUUUUUCUUAAAAUAUUCAACAAUUUGCUCACGCAUUUGUUGACAAAGUGGUGACCCUCGCCCCAUCCUUGUUUGUGAAUGACUGAGCAUUUCAUGGAAUCUACUUUUAUACCCAAUCAUGGCACCCACCUGUUCCCAAUUUUCCUGUUCACCUGUGGGAUGUUCCAAAUAAGUGUUUGAUGAGCAUUCCUCAACUUUAUCAGUAUUUAUUGCCACCUUUCCCAACUUCUUUGUCACGUGUUGCUGGCAUCAAAUUCUAAAGUUAAUGAUUAUUUGCAAAAAAAAAAAGUUUAUCAGUUUGAACAUCAAAUAUGUUGUCUUUGUAGCAUAUUCAACUGAAUAUGGGUUGAAAAUGAUUUGCAAAUCAUUGUAUUCCGUUUAUAUUUACAUCUAACACAAUUUCCCAACUCAUAUGGAAACGGGGUGUGUAUAAGGGAUAAUCAAAGCUGUGGUUUCAGUCAAAGAGAAACAAAUACAAAGAACAAUAAAGAUAUUUUGCUAUAUGUAUAGAAAUGGUCAUUUUUACUCAACUGAGUCGUGUAAAUACUAUUUUCCUUAUAAUAUAAUUUAAUGUAAUAAUUUUCCAUUUUAAACUUGUCUGAAGCCAAAUCAAAGAUGAACUGUAACGACAGGGAUGUAAACAUGUUUCACAUGCAUACACGUUA
This is a messenger RNA of Entelurus aequoreus (snake pipefish), 4352 nucleotides long. RefSeq names its product oocyte zinc finger protein XlCOF6-like. The transcript has 6 exons. The coding region runs from base 156 to 2432 and encodes 758 amino acids. Gene Ontology annotation, cellular component: nucleus. NCBI's taxonomy places the organism in Eukaryota, Metazoa, Chordata, Actinopteri, Syngnathiformes, Syngnathidae. The record is from RefSeq and is a predicted model, not a curated record.